GCGACUUGGGGGCGGGGAUGGUGCAGGCGCCUCAAGUCCAGCUCCAGACACCUCAGGACGAGGAAGAGGAGGAACAUGGGCGCUCGCAGAAUGGAAACAGACUAUAACCCCGUGGAGCUGAGCAGUAUGUCUGGGUUUGAAGAGGGCUCCGAACUCAAUGGGUUUGAAGGAACUGAUAUGAAGGACAUGCGGUUGGAGGCUGAAGCAGUUGUAAAUGAUGUUCUCUUCGCUGUCAACAGUAUGGUUGUCUCAAAAAGCCUGCGCUGUGCGGAUGACGUGGCGUACAUCAACGUGGAGACAAAGGAGAGGAACAGAUACUGCCUGGAGCUCACAGAAGCAGGGCUCAGGGUGGUGGGCUAUGCUUUUGACCAGGUGGAGGACCAUUUGCAGACUCCUUACCAUGAGACAGUCUAUUCCUUGUUGGAUACGCUCAGCCCUGCCUACCGGGAAGCAUUCGGAAAUGCACUCCUUCAGAGACUGGAAGCUUUGAAAAGGGAUGGGCAGUCAUGACUCAUUUUCCUCAUCGUGGGGCUACUGCUGGUAUAGAGCGCUAACAUAAGAUUUGACAUCCUUGCAUAUAACCAUUGUAGAAAGUGCAUCGUUGGCUUUAUGUGUUUAUCAUUCCUUCACAUGUAGGCUUUUGACUCAACAUAACUGACGCACAAAUUGUCUCCGUUCCAGAUUCAUUUAAGGGAUUUUCAAGGCCAUUGCUCUAACACUGUCAUUGCGUUCUGAUUUCUUCACACAGCCUCUCUACAUUUCAAUACCUAAUCAGCAUUUCAUUCUCUUACUACAGGGCUUCAAUGCUGCCAGCACUCUUUUACAUAGAAAAUUCUAGAUUUGCACAGUGAUAUAGAAAUUAGAAUCAUCUGACUUCAGACCUGCUAAAUCAGGGGUUUACUACUAGCUUGGACUGACUUAGUAGUGGUUAUUUUGUUACUGGCCUUACUAGAAACAAACUGACAACUAGCUUCCCCUGCACAAAUUCGGGAUUUACUGUUCUACUUAAUCUAAAGAUUACCAGAUGGACUGAUGAAGAUGAAUUGCUUCUGUGUUACUCAACGAGGAUGAAAUGAAAGGCAGGGACAGAAAUAGUUCUCUAUUCCUUGUUUGCAACAGCCAGCCAACCUAGAGAGGACAGACCGUUAGCAAAUGAAUGUAACAAUUACUCAUUUCCAAGCUAUCUAAGCACAUGAGCAAAGAGAGGAACAGGCCCCACUGCAUCCUCAGCGUGUAUAAUUUCAAAGGAAGGAGAUCCUCGCUUCCUAGGAAACAAUAUUUUGGCCUGUGUUGAUUCUUAUUCCGAAUGUUUGUUUACAAUGUACAGUAUAUAUAUAUUCAGAAAGUAUUUUUGCUUCAACACUUACUUUCUAUAAAGUAGCGCUUUGGUAUUCCCGCAGCACCCCUCUUCCCUGCAGUCAGACAGUGUUCUGUCUCAUUGCCACGUGUACAGUGUAAUAUGAGUGCAUUGUAUGGUUUGAAACCAAAGGAUGAAUGAAGCAUUCAGAAACUUGAUAUUUAAAAAAGAGAUGCUCUGUAUUUUAUAUUUUAUUACAGUCCCUGGUGUUUAUAAACUUAAUAAAACACUUCAUGCUGCUGCAUGUUUUCCAGUACGUGACGAACAGAAAGGACCUGGGUGUUGUAUUUUAAUUGUCACCCAAAGCAGCCGCUGCAGAAAUGCAUAGCAGCCAUCUGCAUCUGGGCGCACUCUUCAUGCAUUUGUCACUGCAGAUGUUUUUGUCGUUAGUUUUCACAUGGGCAUUUUUAGCCUCUGAAUAUCAUGUGAGAGAAGGUGAGGCAGAGCACUUGGCUGUCGUGGGAAAGCACCGGGUUCAAUCCUGAGGAUUAAAACCAUUUGAACAACUCAAAAUGGCUGGGCGGUGGUAGCACACGCCUUUAAAUCCCAGCACUCGGGAGGCAGAGGCAGAGAGAUCUCUGUGAGUGCGAGGCCAGCCUGGUCUGCAGAGUGAGUUCCAGAACAGCCAAGGCUGUUACACAGAGAAACUCUGUCUUGAAAAAAAAAAGAACCUCAGAAUGAUUAUGUGGACCAGGACAAUAGCGUUCCUCUGUAUUGCUGACCCCGGCAGAGAUCACCGGGUGCUUGAGCCUGGCCUUGUGAGGCACUCAUGCUGGCAUGAUGAUUGGGCAAUGAAGCCCAACUUCAGGUUGAACUUUUUCAUGCUUAAUCUCAGGCUAACAGAAGAAAAUGAUGUUUGUAGAGUUUGAAUAAAAUUGUUUACUUGCUUUUGAGUUGCAUAUAAAGUGAUCAUGUGUUUAAAAAUUAAAAUUGUUCAUUUUGUGGUAAA
This is a messenger RNA of Chionomys nivalis (European snow vole), 2306 nucleotides long. RefSeq names its product GSK3B interacting protein (gene Gskip). Bases 76 to 510 code for a protein of 144 amino acids. Lineage: Eukaryota; Metazoa; Chordata; Mammalia; Rodentia; Cricetidae. The record is from RefSeq and is a predicted model, not a curated record. Gene Ontology annotation, molecular function: protein kinase A binding; kinase regulator activity. Gene Ontology annotation, cellular component: cytoplasm. Gene Ontology annotation, biological process: regulation of canonical Wnt signaling pathway. The transcript has 3 exons.